AUGAAAAGAAAGCAACAACAGCAGCCACAGCAAUAUCAACAACCAUUUAGUACUGCUACUGCCAAUGAAAAUCCAUUUCAACAAGCUUCCAACGAAACUCCAGACAGUAUCAAUGUUAUCACCCCCAACGAUAUCAUAAAUGAAUACCAACAACCAGAUCAAGAACCACAACAAUACUAUCCCCAACAACAACAACAACAACAAGACCCAUAUCAACAGGAAACCCAAUUCCAACAACAGCAACAAGGAGUGUAUACCAACUAUAAUCAAUCCGAUGUUACCCUCAAUGACAAAAACGCAGAUUACAAUAGAGUAGCGCUGCAACUUGUUGAAGAAGAGAAUGAACAGAGAAAAAAAUCUGUCAAAUAUCCAAACUUGGAAAAUUAUCAAAUAUUAGACCAAAUGGGUGAAGGUGCUUUUUCCGUUGUUUAUAAAGCCAAACACUUGUCGACUGGCAAAGAAGUUGCCGUCAAGAUUUUGCGCAAGUUUCAAAUGGACCAAGCUCAGAAACAGGCCGUACUAAAAGAAGUCACUAUUAUGAGGCAGUUGGACCACCCAAAUAUUGUUAGAUUUAUUGAAUUUAUAGACUCCCCAACAUACUAUUAUAUUGUCCAAGAAUUAGUUCCUGGUGGUGAAAUCUUCACUAUGAUUGUGAAGUAUACUUAUCUUUCUGAAGAUUUAUCACGUUGGGUGAUUACUCAAAUUGCUCAUGCAAUAAGAUAUUUACAUGAAGAGGUUGGUAUUGUCCACCGUGACAUUAAGCCAGAAAAUUUAUUGUAUGUACCUAUUGACUUGAAGCCAAGUGCCAAUCCUAUAUCGAAAUUGAGAAAAUCCGAUGACCCAAACACUAAAUUAGAUGAAGGUGAGUUUGUGAAUGGGGUUGGAGGUGGUGGAAUUGGGACAGUUAAAUUAGCAGAUUUUGGAUUAUCGAAACAAAUAUGGGAACAUAACACCAAAACACCCUGUGGUACAGUUGGGUAUACUGCUCCAGAAAUUGUUCGUGAUGAGCGCUAUUCAAAAGAAGUUGACAUGUGGGCGUUAGGAUGUGUAUUGUAUACAUUGUUAUGUGGAUUUCCACCGUUUUACGAUGAAAGAAUCGAAACAUUGACUGAAAAAGUUGCCAAAGGUGAAUUUACAUUUUUGAAACCAUGGUGGGACGAAAUAAGUGACGGAGCCAAGAAUUGUGUUGGUAGGUUGUUGACUGUGGACCCAAAAAAGAGGUACACAAUUGACGAGUUUUUGCAAGACCCUUGGAUGCAAAAAACUUCUCUUAGUCAGCAACCACAGAUUCCAAUACCUGUUACUAACCAAUACCCACCAGCUACAAAAGUUGCUCAUCCUAUACAAGUUGCCAAUAAUAGAUACUCCAAGAAGUUUAGAUCUACCAAUUCUGAUUUAUAUUCUCCUGCAGCUGUUGCUUUGCGUGAUGCCUUUGAUAUAUCUACAGCUGUUCACCGUAUGGGUGAAGAAGCUGCUUUGCAAACUAAAAAGCAAGCCCCAAUUGAAGGUUUGAUUGAAGAAGAAGAAGAAGAGCACGAAGAAACAGUUACUAAGGAUGGCAGAGUUGUACAGGAUACCUACAACCAAGUCCUAAGAACUCAUCGUCAUAGACAUCAUUUGAAAAAUAACAACAAUCCAAACGCUUUUGAUUUGAAUCUUGGAGGUGCAUCGAUAAUAGAACGGAGAAAGAACAAACAGAUUCCUAUUCAAAGCAGCUAG
Messenger RNA from Candida albicans SC5314, 1719 nucleotides. RefSeq names its product serine/threonine protein kinase (gene RCK2). Bases 1 to 1719 code for a protein of 572 amino acids. The transcript has a single exon. NCBI's taxonomy places the organism in Eukaryota, Fungi, Ascomycota, Pichiomycetes, Serinales, Debaryomycetaceae. Gene Ontology annotation, biological process: protein phosphorylation. The record is from RefSeq and is a predicted model, not a curated record. Gene Ontology annotation, molecular function: ATP binding; protein kinase activity.